AUUCAGUUACCAAAUAUUUUCUUUCCAAACACCACUUCAUUUUCUCGUCAUUUUCCCGCAUACAAAAUGGCCCUUCACCCCAUCAACCAAGCUAAUGAAAACAGCCCUUAUGGAGAUCUCACCAGACAACAAUUCCACAAAAAGCACCAAAUCUUCCACCAACAAUCCUACAUGUUCAACAAAAACAACAUGAAAAUCUUCACUCAAACAUGGUGCCCUGAUUCCCUCGAGCCACUCAAGGGCCUCGUCGCCAUGAUCCACGGCUACACUUCCGACAGCAGCUGGAUAUCCGAACUCACAGCAGUCGCCAUCGCCAAAACCGGCUUUCUCGUCUGUGCCCUUGACCUCCAAGGCCACGGCUCCUCCGACGGCUAUCCCGGCCACAUCCCCAAAAUCAAACCCAUCGUUCAAGAUUGUAUCCAGUAUUUCGACUCCAUUAAAACAAACCACCCCAAGUUGCCGUCAUUUCUCUACGGAGAAUCCCUUGGCGGUGCAAUAUCAAUUUUGAUAUGUUUAGAGAAAAAAUACGAAUGGGAUGGUUUGAUUUUGAGCGGUUCAAUGUGUGGAAUUUCAGCCAAAUUUAAGCCAAUGUGGCCAUUGGAGAAGCUUCUUCCAGUGGCGGCUUUAUUUGCACCCAAGUGGAAAGUGGUUGUGUCGAAGCCAGUAGCGAGCAAAUCAUACAAGGAGGAGUGGAAGAGAAGGUUGGUGGCAAGGAACCCGAAUCGUCGAACGUCGGGGAAGCCUCCGAUGGCGACGGCGUUGGAGUUUUUGAGGGUGUGUAAGUAUAUAAAGAGGCAUUGCCAUGAUCUGGAGGUGCCGUUGCUGAUUUUGCACGGGGAGAAGGAUAAAAUAUGUGAUUAUGAAUCAGCGAGGUUUGUGUAUGAAUCGGCGGCGAGUAAGGAUAAAACGUUGAAGAUCUUUCCGGGAAUAUGGCACAUGUUGUUCGGAGAAAAUGAGGACGACGUCGAGCUCGUUUUAGAGAUUUUGUUGUCCUGGAUUGGAGAAAGGGAGGCUAAAUCAAAUAUAAAUUAAUUUUAUAUUUUCAAAAAUUAUAAAUAUUUUAACAAUAAAAUUAUCAACACACUUUUAAUACAUAAUUGAAUACACAAAUUAUCUGUCAUUAUGCAUUUAGACAAUU
Molecule: messenger RNA, 1138 nt
Organism: Mangifera indica (mango)
Lineage: Eukaryota; Viridiplantae; Streptophyta; Magnoliopsida; Sapindales; Anacardiaceae
Product: caffeoylshikimate esterase-like
Exons: 1
Coding region: 67-1032 (321 amino acids)
Cellular component (GO): membrane
Molecular function (GO): lipase activity
Source: RefSeq, a predicted model, not a curated record